This is a messenger RNA of Entamoeba invadens IP1, 1695 nucleotides long. RefSeq lists its product as hypothetical. The record is from RefSeq and is a predicted model, not a curated record. The coding region runs from base 1 to 1695 and encodes 564 amino acids. The transcript has a single exon. Lineage: Eukaryota; Evosea; Mastigamoebida; Endamoebidae.
AUGACACACCUCGAAGCAGUCUUUGUUGUCACAAUAGUCCCAUACCUCCCCUCGUUUGAAGAUGUUAUCACUCUCAAGCUUGUUAAUAAGAAGUACCUUGAAGCAACUAACAUGGUCAGAAUAUGCGCACAAUAUUUUACAAAAAGAAUCUCUCGAAACGAAUUCGAGACAGAUGAGAUGUACAAACUGAGAGAGAAGUGUAAUAAGAAUCUCCCAGAAAACAUCUUCGAAAUACUUCCUUCAGCCGAAACACUCUGUGUUAAUAACUUGGAACUGAGAGGAAAGAAAGAAAUAUUGGAUCGAUUCAAGUUAUUCAGAUUUAAUAAGUACACUUUUGAAGACCAACCAUUCGCAGAAGACUUGAGAGACAGAAUAGCAGUGCUCCAUGUCGACAUCAACAGAGCUUGCAAUUUAAGUCUCUUUACCGCAUUAAGAAGAGUCACCAUAUACAACUUUCAGUGGGCGAUUCCUAUCGAGUCGAUUUUUCCCAACAAAAGUCAGAGACUUGAUUUUGUCAGAAUCGAAACAAAGUUCGUCAACACUUUUCACCCGAAGUUGAAAGAGUACCACUACUUCGACAAAAAAGUGAUUGAGAUCUUCAACGCCACAAUCGUAAACAAAGAUAUUUUGAAUGAUAUGAAAAUGUAUGCGGAAGUCUGUUUUACUUCGUCGGAAAGUGGAGUAAAGGGCAAAGAGACAGUGACCAAAUUCACAAAUAAUGUUGACGAUAAAAGUAACGAAAUUUACAUACCGAACAACAACAGCGCAGUUGUAGUAGAAGAGGAGACAACAACACCAAUCGACUUGUCGCAGCGAAACUUCAACUUUGCGGAAUCAGUGAAAUCCAUCAACCGCCUGAAACUGGACAACCUCGAUUUUCUUAAAACAGUAAAGUGCCCAGAAAUAGUAGGAAAAUUGCCGCAUUCUGUCGAGCACCUCGCAUGCUUUAAUUUUGACAGAAACAGCAUCCCAUGGAACAACAACUUGACUUCACUGGAAGUUGAAUCAAACAACACCUUUUCAUCGCUGCAAUUUGACGUGUUAAACAAAUUGCAGAAACUCAAAUUGAAAUCAACCAACGUCGGCAAUUUAGAGUUUUGCUCAGCGGUAUCGCUUGCUAUGAUUGGGUGUUCACUCUCUAAUGUAUUUAAGUUUCCAAGAAAGUUGAUGAACCUGAAAGUGGACACUAAAACACUCCAAGACCUCCCAACACUCUCGCAGUGUCAGAGUUCACUCAGCUCACUUGAGAUUGAAGGGAGUCUCCCCACCAAUUUUGACUUGAAAAAAGAGUGUGCAAAUUUAAAGGUUUUGUCGUGUUCCGAAUUGCCCAAAAAUUUGCCAGACUCUCUCAUUGCGUUACAAAUCAAACAACAGCCACAGAAUUUCGACUUGGACAUAUCCCAACUUAAACAUCUUGAGAAAGUAUACAUAUCACAAAGACUUUUAAACUCGUGCGUUUUACCAAAGUCGGUGAAAGAACUCACACUGGAUGUUUCGACAAACGUGGUAAAGGACUACAAGCAAUUGAAACUCGAAAAACUUCACAUCAUCUGCAUUUCAAAUUUAGAGGAGUGGGCACAUCCAUCUCUCAAACAUUUGGUUGUUGGUAAUUCCUCGCAUUCGUGUUUUCCAAACACAAUGAACCAACUCUUUCCGUCUGUGCGCGACUGGAACCAGUACGACGAUGAACUUUAA